Molecule: messenger RNA, 1866 nt
Organism: Macaca mulatta (Rhesus monkey)
Lineage: Eukaryota; Metazoa; Chordata; Mammalia; Primates; Cercopithecidae
Gene: C1QTNF5
Product: C1q and TNF related 5
Cellular component (GO): cell projection; plasma membrane
Molecular function (GO): protein binding
Source: RefSeq, a predicted model, not a curated record
CUGCACCUUCCUGUCCCCUUACUGGCCCCAGGCUGCUGACUGGCCCCACACUGUGCCACUGGACAAUCGAGACCGCUUCCCAUCCAGGCCUCUGACCCAGACUUCCCGCCUUCUGCCUCUUCCCCUUUCCUUCUGCUUUUUCAGCUUCUCUAUCGCCUGCCUUCUGACCUUUUCCUUGAUUCAACAGAAAUGUACUGAGCAUCUACUCAUGUGGCAGGCCCUGUCCUAGGCCUUAGGGAUCCAACUGGCUGUCUGCCUCUAGAACUCUCCACCCUCAUCUCCCUACGUAUUUCUCCCUGAAAUGGGGUCUGGUCCUUGGUCUCUGCCACUGCCCCGCCUCUCCUCCGGCCCUGGGAACAGGAGGUGCCCUGUGUGUCCAUCUCUCGAAGUUCUGCCUCUCUGUGCCCAGCUCAAGUCUUUCUACCCCUCCUUUCUCCCCCUAAACUUUGGCCGGCCGCCGGGCGACACCACGAGUUAUUUCCCAGCUAUUUCCCGGUCCGGGAGCUCUUGGCCCCCGAACAACUGGUUUCCUCUUGGAGUCUGGGAGGAGAAGAGCGGAGCCGGCAGGCAGCGAACCAGGACUGGGGUGACGGCAGGGCAGGGGGCGCCUCGCCGGGGAGAGGCGCGGGGGCUGGAGCACCACCGACUGGAGGGUCCGGAGCAGCGAGCGCCCCGAAGGAGGCCAUCAGGGAGCCGGGAGGGGGGACUGCGAGAGGACCCCGGCGUUCGGGCUCCCGGUGCCAGCGCUAUGAGGCCGCUCCUUGUCCUGCUGCUCCUGGGCCUGGCGGCCGGCUCGCCCCCACUGGACGACAACAAGAUCCCCAGCCUGUGCCCGGGGCACCCCGGCCUUCCAGGCACGCCGGGCCACCACGGCAGCCAGGGCUUGCCGGGCCGCGAUGGCCGCGACGGCCGCGACGGCGCGCCCGGGGCUCCGGGAGAGAAAGGCGAGGGCGGGAGGCCGGGGCUGCCGGGACCUCGAGGGGAGCCCGGGCCGCGAGGAGAGGCGGGACCCGCGGGGCCCACCGGGCCUGCAGGGGAGUGCUCGGUGCCUCCGCGAUCCGCCUUCAGCGCCAAGCGCUCCGAGAGCCGGCUGCCUCCGCCGUCUGAUGCUCCCCUGCCCUUCGACCGCGUGCUGGUGAACGAGCAGGGACAUUACGACGCCGUCACCGGCAAGUUCACCUGCCAGGUGCCUGGGGUCUACUACUUCGCCGUCCAUGCCACUGUCUACCGGGCCAGCCUGCAGUUUGAUCUGGUGAAGAACGGCGAAUCCAUUGCCUCUUUCUUCCAGUUUUUCGGGGGUUGGCCCAAACCAGCCUCGCUCUCGGGGGGCGCCAUGGUGAGGCUGGAGCCCGAGGACCAAGUGUGGGUGCAGGUGGGUGUGGGUGACUACAUUGGCAUCUAUGCCAGCAUCAAGACAGACAGCACCUUCUCCGGAUUUCUGGUGUACUCUGACUGGCACAGCUCCCCAGUCUUCGCUUAAUGCCACUGCAAAGUGGGCUCACGCUCACUCCUAGGAGGAGGGUGUGACGCUGACAACCAGGUCAUCCAGGAGGGCUGGCCCCCCUGGAAUAUUGUGAAUGACUAGGGAGGUGGGGUAGGGGCCUCUCCGUCCUGCCGCUGGCAAGGAAUGGGGACAGUGGCUGUCUGCAAUCAGGUAUGGCAGCAUGGGGCAGUGACUGGAUUUCUGCCCAAGACCAGAGGAGUGUGCUGUGCUGGCAAGUGUGAGUCCUCCAGUUGCUCUGGCCCAGGAGCCCAUGGUGGGGUGCUCUCUUCCUGGUCCUCUGCUUCUCUGGAUCCUCCUCACCCCCUCCUGCGCAUGGGGCCGGCCCUUUACUCAGAGAUCACUCAAUAAAUCUGAGAACACUC